Messenger RNA from Pelmatolapia mariae (spotted tilapia), 4433 nucleotides. It is a transcript of the gene p2ry10, whose product is annotated as P2Y receptor family member 10. Lineage: Eukaryota; Metazoa; Chordata; Actinopteri; Cichliformes; Cichlidae. The transcript has 4 exons. Gene Ontology annotation, cellular component: plasma membrane. Gene Ontology annotation, molecular function: G protein-coupled receptor activity. The record is from RefSeq and is a predicted model, not a curated record. The coding region runs from base 2921 to 4132 and encodes 403 amino acids. Gene Ontology annotation, biological process: phospholipase C-activating G protein-coupled receptor signaling pathway; positive regulation of Rho protein signal transduction.
CUCCAGCUUCUUGGUUUUUCACCAAGCAGGCAGUGUGAGCUUGUCCUCAGCGCAGAGGGCAGCUCUGAUUUAGUUGAGGACCUCGGCCUGUGUGCUGUGUCACAGGCCAAAUGCUUAUUAUGACUGGAGCAAUGGUCCAUUGUUUGCCUCUGAAUGAGGUCUCUCUGUCUUAAUCCGGCCUUAGACUGCAGAUCUGCUCAAAGUCUCUUACACACAGCAAUGUGCAAACACUCCAAGUACAGAUGAACGCCUUUAGCUGUUUACCCAAAAUCCUGGAUUUAAACUGCAUGGAGCACAAAACACUUGUGUGUCAGCAGAUUUGGAAGUUUGAGUGUUGCUGAAUUUGCAUGUAUAAAAUGCAGAAAUGUGCAGAAUUUGUCCGAUCUUUAUCAUAAAGUCUGAAGAGGAUGUACAAUCCGGUCAGAGCAGCAUCUGCAACAGCAAAACAAAUCGAUUUUGCAGCUGAAUCUGUGAAGAAGCUUCUGAAUCAAGUGAAACUUUGGUCAAGUUUGGCAUCUGAAGAUGGAGGAACCACCUGUAGCUUAACUGCUCUACAUUAAACUUGAUUUAUACUUCUGUGGGAAAUCUACAUAGUAACAGUAAACUCCUUUUAUCCCCACACCUCAGCCUUAUGUGGUAUACAUCAACCUGACGUUUAGUUACACUUCUCUGGAUGUACACAGCAGGUUAUUUAGAAGAUUUCAGCAUAAGGUUAAAAUGAAGUUUCGGUUGUUGCAUAAGUUACAAUGUAGAUCUGAUGCAGAAGUAUUCAUACACGUGUAGGACACAUGAGUUGAGGUCAGCUGUGAGGCAGGAAUCAAUAACACAAACAGAUGCGGAAUUAACGGUGAAAUUUCCUGUUAUCAACCGAGCUACAAGUUUGGGUUGGAUUGUUGGAUAGUUUGAAGGGCUUUAUUUAAUCUUCAAAUCUUGGAAUUAUAAACAGUCCAGAGAGUAAACAACACAGUGUAGAGCAACCAGCUGUGUUGCUGAACUCUACCGUCUUCCAACCCAGCGAGUUUCAGUAGUUCAACAAGUAUGCCACCAUGCUUUAAGCACCACCUCAUGUUUGGUCAUUAAAGCAUAAGCUGUAGAGCCGAGGGUGACAGCAGGCUCGCAGCUUCUCUCUGUGUGCUUACAGCCCCCUGCUGGAGAAGCACAAUAAAUUCUCUUGGGAUCAUUACACUCAAUGUUGGUACAAGUUUAGUUUUUUCUAUUCCUUUACUAAGCAAUCCAACUUUUGCUUUCCAUUGCCUUAGUUGGCAAUGUAACAGAGUAUACCUGCUUCAUUGGUAUGCACAGUGAGAAAUGAGGGUGUUGGGGGGGGGUCUGGUUGUGUGAAUGAUGGGAGCAUUUAGCAGCAGAAUGACAGAGGGGCAGCAGUCUUUGGAUUCUCAGAUUUGGGGUCAAGGGUAGCAGGAGGAGAGAAGAAAACCAGGAAAUAAGAACAGUGGGAGUGUAGAGGUAUGCAUGAGCUUCACCCCCCGAGUGGCUCAUUCCAAGAGUGUUGCGUCAUGUUUUUUCACUUUUCUUUGAACAGAUAACAGUCAGAUGUUUACUGUUCGAGCACGCCUGUUAAAGGAACAGUCUGCCCUAAAUCUAGAAGAGAAAAAUGCACAUGGCUCAGUCAUUUAUGACCAGUGGCCUGUCCUGACAUCUAGUGGCCACAAGUUGGAACAACAGCAAUUUUAAAUUUGAGACAACAGACUGACCACAGACCACGAUCCACAUGUUUGCUGAUUAUUUUCCUGUUUUGGGUUUUAUAGUCACCUGUUUGUCAGCCCUGUAGAAGUCUCAGAGAAGCCACAAGGCAGCCGGGGCAAGCAUGGGAAGUGUUAUCAAGUUAUUUUCUCUGGGUGCGGCCUCAUGCUGUGAAAGUAACAGGAUGGCGAGCGUAUGUCAUAAAGCUGAAGUGUGGUUAAACAUUUCUACAGCACGUGAAGGCUUUCCUUCUUUUUUUUCUCUAGGCCUCGUGAACAAAAACCUUAACCACAAGAACAAAGCCUAAAAGCUACUGCUCAGUGUCAGAGGACACACAAAUGCAGCUUUUUUAUUUAAUUUUUCUUUUAAUUUUUAGAGGACUAGGAGCCAGGUACCUACAUUUUGCUAAAUAAAUACUAUGAUUUAAAAACGGAAGUAAGGAAUCUGAACGGGGAAGCACAUGAGUGCUAUUAUUUUGGUCACAACGGCUGUCAGUGAACUAAGACAACCUUUACACCGUCAGCGUUGCACUGUAGAAGUAUUUAAAUACAGACUGCAAAGAAGAGAAGCUAAAGAAGAGGGCUGAUUUCCUCGGGAUCUGCUGCAUCUGCAGACCAGAUCACCUUUGAAAAGAUCUUUUGAAAAUCUUCAGACAUUUCUGAGGUAAGAAAAACAAGCAUGUGUCUGCAUCUGCCUGUGCUCUUUUAGCGUAACCUCUUUUCCUGCUGCCAUUUGGUUUAACCACAUGUGUGUCCAACUCUGCUCGUCUUAGCUCUUACGUGCGUUGCUAAGCACUAGUGACGACGUCGCAAACUGCAGCAAAACACUCAAACGCAAUAGGGCAGAGCUUCCCCUUCCCCUCAAAACUGGCAGAUAGUUGAGUCAGAGAACAACUGACACCAGAUCCCGCCACCUCCAGCAAACACUCUCAUAUCACAUCACCAUCAGCUUCAUGCUGUCUUCACAUGCAGUGCGCUGGCAGUUUCUUCUUUCGGCACCUGUUGACUCCUUUUUCUGCUGCACAGCUUGAGGACUUUGUAGAAGGUGUGCGCGAUGCUCCACGCGGUCGCUCCUGGCUCUGACCUCUACCUUCUGCCUAUGCGGGUGAUUUAGAGGCACGAGAAACGAGCUGUCAUAGGUACUUCAGCAAAAAAAAUUAUGAUCAAAGGAAAGGCACGCUUGGUUAUAUCAUCGGUGUCACUGUGAGGGAAAAAGAAAAAUGGUCACCAAUAUGACUGAAUGCAAGUACAAUGAAACGGUCUGGAAUCAGAAAAUGGACGUGAUAUACACCUACUUCUACCUGAUUCUCUUCAUACCUGGGCUGCUGCUCAACACCACUGCACUCUGGGUCCUCCUCAGAUACAUCAGCAAGAAGACCAAGGCGGUGAUCUUCAUGAUAAACCUGGCGAUCGCAGACCUGGCCCACAUCCUCUCUCUGCCCCUCAGGAUCUAUUAUUAUUUCACGCACACCUGGCCCUUUGGACGCGGCCUCUGCUUGUUCUGCUUCUACCUGAAAUAUCUCAACAUGUACGCCGCUAUAGUGUUCCUGGUGUGCAUCAGCAUGCAGAGGUGUCUGUUCCUGCAGAAGCCGUUCACGGCUCGACGGUGGCGGCGUCGCUAUGACCUGCUGAUCAGCUUUGUAGUGUGGGUUGUGGUUGGUCUGGGCUGCUCUCCCUUUAUCCUGAUGCGGAGUAGCAACAACGGUAGCAACAACGAAGUGGCAUUAAACAGCACCCAUGCCCAGCUUCCCUUAGGUGUCACCUUAGGUGUCACCAAACAACCACUGACUCUCAGUACGCAGAGUUUAGACUCCAACGCCAAUUCGGCGGGCUGUUUUAAAGACUUGCCCAUGCGCCACCCUCCUCUCUCGGUGACGAUCACCAUGCUGGUCUUUCUUGAGGCGUGUGGUUUCCUAAUCCCUCUAGCAUGCAUGUCAUACAGCACCGUCCGCAUCUUCUGGUCACUCAAGGAGAAGCAGAUCCAGGAUCAGCACAACUCCUUCAACUCCUCAGCACGCAACCGCCUCCACUCAGUCACCUCCAACUGCCAGGCGGAGAAACUGAAUGAAAAGCAGACAAAUGGCGAGAAGCGGCGUGCUCUGCGGAUGGUGGUGGGCUGCUUCAUUCUCUUUUUGUUCUGCUUCGCUCCGUACCACCUCAACUUCGCGCUCUACCUGAUGGUGAAGCAGAGCAUCGUGUCCAGCUGCACCGUCAGCAGGGUGGCGCUCCAGUUUCACCCAGUGUCUCUUUGCAUGGCGGGCCUGAGCUGCUGCUUCAACCCCAUCCUUUAUUACUUUCUUACAGCCGAGUUUAGGAUGCACCUCAAAAGGCGCACCUCCUCCUUCUCGUCCUCCAUCUCCUCCCCGACCACUUCACCGACCCAGUGUCCUUUGCAGAGCAGACUCAUGAGCACCUCCUCAUACAGGGAGUAGCAUUGCUCAGAGGAAAAGUCCAUGAAGGAUUCUGUUGAACUUUAAAGCCGACUGACACAGGGUCCAAGCUGGAUAUGAUCAUCUGACAUGUUGCAGCUGUCUGAACACAAACGACCCAAAAGACAUUGACCUGAGUUGUGUGAAGCCCGCCUCCUCUAAAGCAAGCAGAAAACACCUUCCAACAUGCAGACAGUAUCGUAAACGCUGCCCAAUGUUUCAGUUUGUGUGUAUAAAACUUGAUAUAAGCUAUGUAAUAAAAGCUGUAUGUGAAAUGCACUCCCAUUAAAAGCUUUAAGUCUCA